Cryptomeria japonica (Japanese cedar) is the source of this 2875-nucleotide messenger RNA. Its product is annotated as putative disease resistance protein At5g47280. The record is from RefSeq and is a predicted model, not a curated record. Bases 140 to 2548 code for a protein of 802 amino acids. The transcript has 5 exons. Gene Ontology annotation, molecular function: ADP binding. NCBI's taxonomy places the organism in Eukaryota, Viridiplantae, Streptophyta, Pinopsida, Cupressales, Cupressaceae. Gene Ontology annotation, biological process: defense response to fungus.
UUCUAGAUUUGCAGGCUUAGGCCAGCCAAGCGGAAGAAACAAUCAGGAGGCAUUAACAAGUCUAAAAUAUAAAAAGGCAAUUAAACAGUGCAGAGGAGAAGCUAUCUUCUUGUAAUAGUUUUCAUUGAAGAAUCAGGCUAUGGAGAUGUUCAACUGCAAGUCUGUGGGCAUUAGAGUAGACGCCCUGUUGAAGGCUCUAAGCCCAGCAAUCCAAGAAAUUUGUUUACAGGAUUUGCAAUUACCCACAGAUCAACAAAAUGCAACCUUUCACGAGUUUUUCAAGACCCUGAUAAAAGGAGCCUCAUUGAUAAAAGAGUGUGAGAAUAUAAGCCCAUUUAACCUGCCUCUGAAUCAUAGGUAUGCAUCUCGAAUCUUGGAGCUCGAAAAGGAGAUCAAUGAUUUUAUGGGACUAAUGCCUGCCCACAUAUUACUGCAUAUGAGAAGGCUCAUGGCAGAUCUGGAAAGUGUUUACUAUCCACAAGACAUCCAGUAUUUACAUACACGUAGCAUGCUCAAGGAAUCAAUAUUCAGACAAGCUUCUAUGCUCACUAAUGAUCCGUGCCAGAAUACCAUGAUGCUGCAACAAAUGGAAUCAGCAAAUUUAAUUGACCGCACAGAAAUGGUGAAGGAAUCCACGUACUCUUAUCAUGACAAUGUUCCUGGUAAAUCUCAGUUUUACGUGGGAAUGAACAAAUCUAUUACGGAAUUGAAGGGUAUUUUGUUCCAAAGAGAGGUGUCUGUCGUUGGACUACAGUGUAUUGGAGGCGGUGGCAAAACUACAUUGGCAUUGGCUCUCUCCAAUGAUUCUGAAAUUAAAGAUUACUUCAGGAAUAAGGUGCUUUUCAUCACUAUUUCACAAAGCCCAAACCUCAAAGGAAUAUUAGAGACCAUGUGGGAAAAACUUUUUGAAAAGAAGAAACCUGAGUUUCAGAAUGUUGAGGAUGGGCAAAGACAGCUGCAGCAACAACUUCUUAAACAAGAGAAGCCAAUUCUAGUGAUACUGGAUGAUGUUUGGUCCAGAUCAAGUCUGGAUAAAUUACUAUUCGAAGGCAGAGGAUACAAGACCCUCAUAACAACAAGAGACAUUUCUAUUAUCCCCCAAAAAACCUGUACUAAACUGUAUCAAUUACCAUUGUUGAGCCAAGGAGAUGCUUUGUCCCUUUUCUGCUUCUGGGCUUUUGGACAGACAACAAUUCCAGCAACUGCAGAUGCAAAUCUAGUAAAGGAGGUGCAAGCAGAAUGUGGAGGCCUACCACUUGCUCUGAAGGUGAUUGGAAGCACUUUGCAUGGGGAACCUCAAGUGGCUUGGGAAAGGGCAAAGAGCAGGCUCUCCAGAGGAGAAUCUAUAUCAGAUUAUCACAGAGAAGGCUUGCUUGAAUGCUUAGCGACUAGUAUUGAUUUCUUGGAUGAUAUAGUGAGACAAUGUUUCCUAGACUUAGGAUCAUUUCCAGAGGACAAGAAAAUCUGUGCUGAUACACUAUUGGAUAUUUGGGUUAAUGUUAGAAAAUUAGAGUGGCAAGAUGCCUUUGUCAUCCUAUUGGAACUUGCAGGCAGAAACCUUUUGAAUUUAAUUAGCAAUCCAAGGAAUCAGGCAGCCAUCUCUUAUGGAAAUGCCUCGGAGCUGUACUUUUUUCAGCAUGAUGUAAUACGAGACUUAGCCUUGUACUUGGGAUUCAGAGACAGUGCAGUCCAUAGUAAAAGGUUAUUUAUGCCUAGGAAGGAGAGUAGUUUACCACAGAAAUGGAAAUUGCAUACUAAUAAAACAUUUGAUGCUCAAAUUGUUUCUAUUCACACAGGUCCUAUGAAUGAAACUCAGUGGGAUGAAAUGAUUUUUCCAGAGGCAGAGGUUAUGGUGAUAAUAUUUGCUUCAAGAGAAUACUUUCUUCCCCCAUUUUUGAAAUCCAUGAAAAAACUAAAAAUUCUCAUGGUAUUCAAUUAUGGUUCAAAAAGGGCCACAUUGAAAGGAAUAGAUGCCUUAUCUUCACUCACUCAGUUAAAAGUUCUUCUCUUGGAGAGGUUGAUUGCACCAUCGGUUGAAAUACAGAAGAAAGCAAUACAAAACAUAGAGAAGCUCUCUUUAAGCUUAUGUGAAGGGUUUGAAAGUACCUGGACAUUGAACAAUAUCAAGCUGCAAGAUUUUAAUCUGGAUCACUGCAGUGAUCUGGAGGUAUUGCCUUCUGGAAUCUGCCAUAUGCAAUCCAUUGAGAUGCUGUCUGUUACAAAUUGUCAUCUUAUUCAGAAUCUACCCUCUAAUAUUGGGAAUAUGAGCUGUCUAAGAGUGUUAAGGCUAUCGGCAUUACCAGGCCUUAAAGAACUUCCUUCCUCAAUUGGAAAUCUCGUGUGGCUGGAAUAUCUGGACAUAUCAGUAUGUGAGGGUUUGAAAAAACUUCCAGAGGAAAUAGGAAAAUUGGGGAAAUUGAGUGAAUUUGACAUGAGGGAGUGUUCUCGUUUGAGGAAGCUACCUAGAACCGUUUGUGGGUUAGGUUCGUUGAAACGUGUCGUCUGUGAUGAGGAGAUUGGAAAGCAGUGGUUGCGGGCCUUGAAGUAGAGAUUGUAGAAGCAGAGUUUAAUUUGGAUUGGCUUCAUGAUUGAGAUCUCUGCACAAUUCUAACACUUCAAAUGCAUUUCUUACCUAGCAAAUAAAGUUUUAGGUGUAUGCAAGUGCACCACAAAAUAGGCCUAGUAGAUGUGGUAUCAACUAUUUUAUUCUUUCAAUAAGGUCGGCUAUAGCAUAUAGAAGAAGCCACCGAAAAUACGAUCAGUUACUUUUGAAAUCGAAUGUAUUUUCAGUUACUUUUGGCAGUGGAUUGGAGAAUCAUUGUUUCCUAUUUAUAUGUAUUGACAUCCAUACAAAUUACAUGGAUUUUACAAUGUU